AAUGUUUGGAGUGCAUGGGAAGUGGCAAGUGGGAACUAGGGGUUUGCAAAUAAGCCCAUUGAAACAUUAGCGAGAUACAUCAUAAACCACUGGGUUUGGAACAGUGUAUUGUAACAGCUAGUGCAUUUAAAAGGUUACUGGACGGAUGUUGGGUUGAUCGGUUGGCUGGUUGGUUGGUUGGUGGGAUAUGACAUCAUGGUCUGGUAUUUCCAUUGACGAGAUACUCUUCAGAAUGGCACGGCUACACGAACGACUCCAGGUCUCGUUUGACGAGUCGUUGCUGGUGGUUGGACGUCAGUUGGCUCAUUGGCGAGAGCAUCCCUUCCUCACCCAGAACCAGAUCGUUCAUCAUGUGCGUGAGUCUCUUCGACAUUUUUUGCAUAUUUUGAAGGAGACCAUUCGAGCUUCGCCUGUGGCGAGGAAAUGUCAGGAGAGCACGGAACGAGCCCUGAAGGCCAUUCUUCGACGACUCUUGCCCAUCUGGACUGAAUUAUCGAGGAACAGUCUUCUGGCGGGGACGGUGGGACUCGUUUUGGGGUACUCAAUAGCCAGAUGGUGGUGGUGGUGGAGGGGAGCUCCGGCCGGAUAUUCAAGCCAAGGAUGUCCUAUGAAGGCCAGACCCAUGCUAAGCCUCGUCCGAAAGUCUCACGGAAGAAAAAAAACUACCUCUCAUUUCGAGGUAUCCGAAGCCACCUCAAUGCCUAGGAUCGUAGUUCCAAAUCAAGUGCUCAUUCGAGUUCAAGCUGUUUCCCUCAUCAAUGCAGACAUUGGCCUGGCCAGUAAAUGGUUCGACGGCUGCAGAGACAUGGUGGGCUGCGUUGAGGAAUUGGGCCAUCAAGUACACCAUCUGUCCCUAGGGCAACAAGUCUGGACCGUUCUAGAAACGUCAAUGAACUCGAUAGCAGCCUUUGAGGUUUUGCCAGCCUCCAAAGUGUGCCCCAUCCCCUCCUCCCUGGAUUACACUAGUGCUUGUACGUUACCUUUGGUCGGAUUGAUAACCUUUCGGGAUCUGGGUAUUCUUGGGAAGGCUCAAAUCCAUCCGAACCGAAUUCCUGCUAAUACCUUAAAAUCUGUGUUUGUCGACGACGCCACCACGAGUUUGGGUGGAUUUGCCGUUCAACUCCUGCAGACAUGGGGCGUUGGGCGUGUGGUAACAUGUGUUCCCUAUCGUGCUGUUCCCCUUGUUAAGCACCUCGGGGUUGACUUGGUGAUCCCGUUCAUGCCCGACCGUCUUGAUACGGAAGAACAUUGCGCAGCUGAACUGCUGGGCGAGCCACCUUUUGAUUUAGUGUUGCGAACCAGUGAUUUACUCGCGCCAGAUUUCUGCGCGAAAUACACAAAGACCGAAGGCGCUAGACAAGUGGGCUUAGUCGUGUCAAGUGGUGAUAAAGCCGAGUUAAAUAAUAGUCUCCUGAGUGCACUGCUUUGGCCUUUCCGAGGCCGAUCAAGAGUAGUAGAUGUCCUUGACUGUUCUAAGCUGAUCCAAGUGAAAGAAUGGGUGGAAGCCGACUUGAUUCAAACGACAUUCUACAACGUUUUUGAUAUCACCGAUCUCGAUGAAGCUAUCAAAUAUCUUCAAGACAAGAGGGCUUUGGGCAAAUGUAUUCUUGACGUGUCAAAACUGUCAAACAAGGGGCUGAUGAUGAAUUGAAAUGCUUUGUAUUGAUCAAUAGUCUAUUUCAGGAUAUCAAUAUACUCUUAAAUCUACGUGAGCGUG
This is a messenger RNA of Tigriopus californicus, 1717 nucleotides long. Its product is annotated as large ribosomal subunit protein bL12m-like. Gene Ontology annotation, molecular function: structural constituent of ribosome; oxidoreductase activity. The record is from RefSeq and is a predicted model, not a curated record. Gene Ontology annotation, biological process: mitochondrial transcription; translation. Gene Ontology annotation, cellular component: mitochondrion; ribosome; mitochondrial large ribosomal subunit. NCBI's taxonomy places the organism in Eukaryota, Metazoa, Arthropoda, Copepoda, Harpacticoida, Harpacticidae. The transcript is spliced from 4 exons. The coding region runs from base 188 to 1651 and encodes 487 amino acids.